Messenger RNA from Pogonomyrmex barbatus (red harvester ant), 990 nucleotides. RefSeq names its product peptidoglycan recognition protein S3 (gene PGRP-S3). The record is from RefSeq and is a predicted model, not a curated record. Gene Ontology annotation, molecular function: zinc ion binding; N-acetylmuramoyl-L-alanine amidase activity; peptidoglycan binding. Lineage: Eukaryota; Metazoa; Arthropoda; Insecta; Hymenoptera; Formicidae. Gene Ontology annotation, biological process: peptidoglycan catabolic process; innate immune response.
GCCGUAGGUCGCGACCCGGGACACUGUGGGCAUUAUAUUUCAAUCUAUCGUCAUUCCUCGUACAUAGUCGUGCACGAUAAUUUCGCAUCGAGAAUGACAUCGAAAAUCUGCUUCGUAUUUUUGCUGGCCAUAUCCGUCAGUUUCGCUAAAGUCAAGUGUCCCAAUAUCAUCAAUAGGAACCAAUGGACUAACGUACCCGCUGGAGAUGUCAACUAUUUAAUAGUACCGAUACCUUACGUGAUAAUACAUCAUACAGUCACUCCAGAGUGCGAUUCUCGCCAGAAGUGUUCAACUCGUGUUGAUAAUAUCCGCAGUUAUCAUAUGGACCACAAUGGUUGGGAUGACAUCGGUUACUCAUUUUUGAUUGGCGGCGAUGGAAACGUAUACGAGGGAUGCGGAUGGACGCGCGAAGGGGCACACACGUACGGAUAUAAUAAAAAGUCUAUCGGCAUAGCUUUCAUCGGAAAUUUCGAAAAUGCAGACGCUAGUCAGAAAAUGUUAGACACCGCACACGAAUUAAUCAAGUGUGGAAAAUCCCAAAGAAUCCUUCGAGACAAUGUACGCGUGCUCGGCGCAAAACAGGUGCGUCAAACGCUUAGCCCUGGAAAUCAGCUCUACAUGCAAAUUCAAAAUUGGCCCGAAUGGUCAAACCAACCGUAGACCGGCACUUUGAAAAUAGAUAUGCUGUCGAUCAAAUCGAGAUUAUCGAGUUUCAUACAAAUAAAAUAUUAAUUGCUUAAAAUCAAAACGUAAAUAUAUUCGUUACUUCUAUAAUAGAACUUAAAUCUCUUUUAAUACGACUUUACGACGGGUAAGUUUUGUUUUUCUUGCCGCAGUGCUGAUCACUGUUUAUAUUAACUUCGUUAGAUUAUGUAGAACAGGCUAGAAUAUUAAAUAUUAUUCUGUAAUAAUUGUCGUAAUCUUGGCGAAAUUAACAAAAAGUAUAACGAAUGUAAGACCGUAAGAAAUAUACGUCAAUGUUCGAGGUAA